Molecule: messenger RNA, 1542 nt
Organism: Phaeoacremonium minimum UCRPA7
Lineage: Eukaryota; Fungi; Ascomycota; Sordariomycetes; Togniniales; Togniniaceae
Exons: 4
Coding region: 1-1542 (513 amino acids)
Source: RefSeq, a predicted model, not a curated record
AUGAUCGGCUUUGCUGUCGUAGCACCGAACUUCGAUCCCAGCGAUCAGAAUAAGCAGACCUUCCGGACCAUGUCAAUUAUAUUGAUGGUCUCGAGACUCCUUAUGGUCGUCCAGUACGCCACUAUCAUCUGGCACGUUCGAAAAUACCAAAAAGCGAAACUGCCGCUCUCCUUAAUGGUUGGACUGCACUUUGUUGCCGCGAUGAUCUAUCUAGGCAUUACAUUUCGGUUCCGAGACUACAAUAGUCGUGUGUAUAUUGCUUGGUAUAUCAUUGCUGUCCUUGAGACUGCCCUUAACGUCGGUUUCUCCCUUGUCUGGGAUGUCCUGAGCUUUAAAGGAACUCAUCUGGUCAAUCGAAUGAGCCUCUUGACAUUAAUCAUUAUCGGCGAAGGUAUCAUCGUUGUGUGUACCAACGUGACGACAAUCGUUAAGAAUCCCAAUUCUUGGACUGGCGCAACGAUUGGAGUGAUCACAGCCGGAAUAGCAACAAUGUAUAUUGUCUAUCAGAUAUACUUCGAUUGGCAGAGACACAUCCACCUACCACCCAUCCGUCAGCUUUGCUGGGCUUUCCUCCACUUCCCCUUCCACUUGGCUCUGACACUAUUCGUUGAGGGCUCUUCACAGUUCAUCAUUUGGUGGAAGAUCCUAGAAGUUAUCUUUGGAUUUAGCGACAAGAUCGAUAAUGCCUUCAGUGCCGAUGUUCCAGAUGGCGCAAACUACAAGACAUGGUUUCUCAACACGCUCAAUAAAACAGUCUCGGAUGUUUUCGAGCUGUACCCUCCAGUCUAUGUCAAUACCUAUAUUGAUUAUGACGACUCCUUGGAUAAGCUGAAGGGCUUAAAUGAGUCAUUCUAUGAGCUACCUACGCUCGAUUCGAGUGAAUCAUCCCGCAUUUUCAAUGAGUCCAUCGUCAACAUUUUCACAACGGUCGAAAACUCGCUUUUCACUUCUUUCAAAAUCGAUUCAAUAGCGGAAACUGAAUAUUCGGGCGAUGCAUCCGAAUUUGAGACUGAAGUCAACACAGAGAACUGGGACCGUUUCUACCUCGUGUUCAUCUAUACAUUCGUGGCCGCCGGGAUAGUCCUUAUUUUGAUGAAUCUCCUAUUCAUCAUCUCCCGUAUGAAGCGAUGGACAGCCUUUAACAUCUUCCGAGCCGUUCUGAAUUUCCUGAUUGGUCUUGGUCUCGCACUCGUGUCUCUCAUCAGCCUAAACGACCACGAUGCGUCUCAAUUCCAGUCAACACCGUGGAUCUUACCGACGCUCUGCUUGACAUUUUUCUUCAUUCUGGUCGUGAACCACCUACCGAAACCACCACCGUUAUUCUUUAAGAAAAGGAACAAGACUUCGAAACCAGAGAACACUGUUCUCCUGGGCGGGCCGCAAUACGGGCCACCACAAGCACAGUGGCCGGGACAGCCACAUGCGCCCACUGAGUAUAACAAUGGCGGGUAUAACAACGCUCAGUACGAUAACGGCCAGUACAACAAUACUCAAUACAACAGCCAGUACAGUAACGAGCAAUACAAGAAUGUUGCACUCUAA